AUGAAAACGACACCCAACCCCAUGGCGGUAGGCGCCGAUAAGGCAUGCUCCUGUCAAACUAAAUCCCGGCGACAUGGCCUUGGAAUAGACAUCUCCUCGAAGCCACAAACCCGCGAUGGCGCUCGGCUGGCUCAAGCGAAGAAAUCUCUCCGUCUCGCGAUUUGCCUCCUUAAACUCGCUUAUUCUCACGAAGGAGUUGUGUUAAGGAAGUACGGCGCCCUGGUGGAGGAUGCACGCCUUAUUAAAGUCACCAGCUCAUCAGACGGGAUUUCAGCGACAAGAAAAUGUGAGCUGUCAUAUUUCCUUGGUGGCGCUCAGUCUUGUGCUAUGGGGGGCGUUUCAGAGAACGAUCCUGCGCCUGUGGUCUAUCUCACUUGCAGCGGACAGGUUGAUGCUCCGCGGCCCACGUUGUUCAUUGAUGAGAGCUGCAUCAUCACGGCAUGGACGGUAGGGUUAUUCAAGGCCAUGGUUGAUAUCACCGUUGCUUGGUCUAUUUUCAACUCCUCUCGUUCGGUCCAUCCGCCUCACAUGCAGGUAAUGCAGUACAGCUCCUUCACGAAACCUAAACUUGAGGUCAUGCUCACCCCAUCCGUUGGUUGGAUUUGCUUUUUACAAUCUUUCGCUAAAUCAACCUUUGUGCCUCUGCCCACCAACGGUAAUUGUUACACCACAGAGGCACGGAAACCAUGUUAUCCAAUAACUGGUUACCUUGGUGGCCAGGCAGGUUUGGGCUUUACGCAUUUGUCAAUGCCCUUCCAGAUCUUUCCAUGCACGCAACUGAGGCCGACUCCCCUCAAGAGCGGGAGGCUUUCGCUCCAGGUUACUAUUGGGAUGGGUACGCCGCUCGAAAUGUCCCCUCCUGAUCAUGAAUCGAACUUCUAG
Lindgomyces ingoldianus is the source of this 882-nucleotide messenger RNA. RefSeq lists its product as uncharacterized. The transcript has 7 exons. NCBI's taxonomy places the organism in Eukaryota, Fungi, Ascomycota, Dothideomycetes, Pleosporales, Lindgomycetaceae. The record is from RefSeq and is a predicted model, not a curated record. Bases 1 to 882 code for a protein of 293 amino acids.